Messenger RNA from Brassica napus (rape), 1257 nucleotides. RefSeq lists its product as uncharacterized. Lineage: Eukaryota; Viridiplantae; Streptophyta; Magnoliopsida; Brassicales; Brassicaceae. The coding region runs from base 1 to 1257 and encodes 418 amino acids. The record is from RefSeq and is a predicted model, not a curated record. The transcript has a single exon. Gene Ontology annotation, molecular function: nucleic acid binding; RNA-DNA hybrid ribonuclease activity.
AUGGGCUGGGCAGUGGGUGACGGACGACAAAUAAACGCUUGGAAUGAUCCUUGGCUUAGCACGUCAAGACUGGCCAAGCCCAUGGGUCCACAACCAGAGCAUAGCAGCGAACUUAAGGUGGCCGAUCUCCUGUGUAGCGAAACCCAAGAGUGGAACAUGGCGAAGAUCAACCAAGAAUUCCCGUUUAAUGCAGAAGCCAUUUUAAGCAUAAAACCAAGCAAGCUCGGAGCUCCUGACAAACUCUUCUGGCUGCAUACAAAGGAUGGAGUCUACACAACAAAAACGGGAUAUGCGGCGGCUGUCGAGUUCAGGGAUGAACAGGAGGAAGAUAAACCUUUGAAACACCUGAACUCGAACAAAGGGGUAUGGAGCCUGAAGACUGCUCCAAAAGUGCAACUGUUGCUCUGGAAAACUCUUCGUGGAGCCCUUCCGGUGGGAGAAGCGCUACUCCAUCAACAUAUUAACAUCGAUCCUUUGUGCAAACGCUGUGGUGAACUUGAAUCUAUUACUCAUCUCCUUUUUAAAUGUGACUUUGCUGAUAAAGUCUGGGAGGAAACUCCGUUGGUAAGGAGAUUUGAUAGGAGAGGAUUAAUAGAUUUGGAAGCUACCUGGAUGGGAUUAAUAGAGAACCCAUGCUUACCACCUGUGGGCAUUGUCGAUGGGCAGCUAGCACCUUGGAUCAUUUGGGCAAUCUGGACAGCUCGUAAUAACCUGAUCUUUAAUAAUAAGAUCUGCUCUCCGAAAGAUGUUAUCACAAAGGCAAUUGUAGCAGCAAAGGAAUGGCUCAACGCCCAGAACAAGGAAGGAAGCAAGGCGAAGAUCCCACGAGCACAGAUAACUGUGCCAUCACACAGCUCUAUCAUACAAACCGAUGCAGCUUGGAAUGAUGCAACCAAGAAUUCCGGGAUAGGAUGGAUCAUCAAGCAAACAGGGGAAACUCUGUCGUUUCAGGGAUCAGCCAAACUCGUGAGCUCGCCCCUAGUGGCGGAAGCCUUGGCAAUGCAUGAGGCAGUGAAGAAGAGUAAGGAACUGGGGCUCCAGCAAGUCAUAUUCCAAUCGGACUCAGCUCAACUUAUAAAGGCGUUGAACUCAAUGGUGGAACCGACGGAACUUUAUGGAAUUGUGGCUGAUAUUAGAAUUUCUUGUCUUCAUUUCGAAUUCUCUACCUUUUGUUGGAUUCCUAGGGAAAAAAACUCUGAGGAUGAUCGCUUGGCGAAGCAGGCCCUAUGCAUUGUAUCUGGUGGCACGACCACAUGA